AUGCUGGCCGUCAACUCUAAGAGAGACGCUGAGGCAAAGGCCACUUUGUCGACUCUUCUGGACCUCAGCCAGUCAACUUUCAAGUUCAGCGAUUGGCUAGACGCGCCCGUCCUUCUUCAAUGGCUCGACCUUAUCCGUAUCUACCUGAAGGAGUCCAGCGCUAGCAGAGAUGAUGUCAGCGCUGGUGUGGAGUCUUUCUGGCCACAACUCGUCGGUCAACCUGUGACGACAGCAGAUCACUUUCUGCGUUUGCAUGUGAGCUGGCUGCUGACAGCCUUAGAGCUGUCUUCUGCCGCCUCCAUCAAGACCUCAUCGCUUGCCUCCCAACGUCUUCAGGCC
This is a messenger RNA of Dibothriocephalus latus, 339 nucleotides long. The record is from the annotation of a GenBank genome assembly. Lineage: Eukaryota; Metazoa; Platyhelminthes; Cestoda; Diphyllobothriidea; Diphyllobothriidae.